Molecule: messenger RNA, 6918 nt
Organism: Cyclopterus lumpus (lumpfish)
Lineage: Eukaryota; Metazoa; Chordata; Actinopteri; Perciformes; Cyclopteridae
Gene: slit1b
Product: slit homolog 1b (Drosophila)
Exons: 38
Coding region: 1-4755 (1584 amino acids)
Biological process (GO): negative chemotaxis; axon guidance
Molecular function (GO): heparin binding; Roundabout binding; calcium ion binding
Source: RefSeq, a predicted model, not a curated record
AUGGAGAAGGAGGGGAGAGGAUCUGUCGGCUGGUUUCUGCCGCAGGAGAGCAGGAAGCCUGCUGGGAGACGGAUGGAGGACGGAGGAGGCUGGAGGACGGCGGCCCCGGGCGGCGCUCGUCCGUCCGGGCUGCGGAGCGUCCUGGCGUGGGGCGUCCUGGUGCUGCUGGCGGCGGGCCGGGGGGGCGUGGAGGCGUGCCCUGCUCCCUGCAGCUGCCUGGGGAACACGGUGGACUGCCACGGCCUGGGGAUCCACUCCGUGCCCAGAAACAUCCCCCGAGGGACCGAGAGGCUCGACCUGAACGGAAACAACCUGACGGCCGUCACCAAGGCGGACUUCUCCGGUCUCAAACACCUCCGAGUCCUCCACCUGAUGGAGAACCAGAUCAGUAACGUCGAGAGAGGAGCCUUUGAUGAGCUGAAGGAGCUGGAGAGACUUCGCCUCAACAAGAACCAUCUCAGCCAACUUCCAGAGCUGCUGUUCCAGAAGAACGAAGGCCUGUCUCGACUGGACCUGAGUGAAAACAGCAUCCAGGCGAUCCCAAGGAGGGCCUUCAGAGGAGCCACGGACCUCAAGAACCUUCAGCUGGAUAAGAACCACAUCAGCUGCAUCGAGGAGGGGGCGUUCAGAGCUCUGCGGUCCCUCGAAGUCCUCACGCUGAACAACAACAACAUCAGCACCAUCCCGGUCUCCAGUUUCAACCACAUGCCGAAGCUCCGCACCUUCCGCCUCCACUCCAACUCCCUGCGCUGCGACUGCCACCUGGCCUGGUUGUCUCCGUGGCUGCGUCAGCGGGCGGCGUUGGGCCUCUACACUCAGUGCAGCUCUCCUCCCACGCUGAGAGGCCUCAACCUCGCCGAGCUGCGCAAGAGCGACUUCGCCUGCACAGGCAACGGCGGCAGCGCCUUCGUGCAGCCGUGCAGCCUGGCGUCCGGCUCCUGCCCCCCCAUGUGCUCCUGCAGCAACAACAUCGUGGACUGUCGGGGGAGGGGCCUCACCGCCAUCCCCGCCCACCUGCCCGAGGCCAUGACCGAGAUUCGUUUGGAGCAGAACGGCAUCAAGUCGGUUCCUCCGGGCGCCUUCACCUCCUACAAGAAGCUGCGUCGCAUAGACCUGAGUAACAACCAGAUAUCUGAGAUCGCUCCGGACGCCUUCCACGGCCUCAGAGCCCUCAACUCCCUGGUCCUCUACGGGAACAAGAUCACCGAGCUGCCCGGCGGAGUGUUCGAUGCCCUGGCCGCCCUGGAGCUGCUGCUGCUGAACGCCAAUAAGAUCCACUGCAUCCGAGCCUCCGUGUUCAAAGACCUGGAGAACCUGGCCCUGCUGUCGCUCUACGACAACAAGAUCCAGAGUUUGGCGAAAGGCACCUUCAGCUCCCUGCGCAGCAUCCAGACACUCCACCUGGCCCAGAACCCCUUCGUGUGCGACUGCAACGUGAAGUGGCUCGCCGACUUCCUCCGCUCGAACCCCAUCGAGACGAGCGGAGCGCGCUGCGCCAGCCCUCGCCGCCUCGCCAACAAGCGCAUCGCGCAGAUCAAGAGCAGCAAGUUCCGCUGCUCGGCUAAGGAGCAGUACCACAUCCCAGGUACUGAAGAUCGCCGUCUGAGCUACGAGUGCAACAGUAAGCCGGUGUGUCCAUCCAAGUGUCGCUGUGAGGCCAACGUGGUGGACUGCUCCAACCUGCGCCUCACCAAGUUCCCCGAGCACCUACCCCCCUCCACCGAAGAGCUGCGACUCAACAACAACGACCUCUCCGUGCUGGAGGCCACCGGAGCCUUCAAGGGCCUGACGCAGCUCAAGAAGAUAAACUUGAGCAACAACAAGAUCUCGGAGAUCGAGGACGGGGCCUUCGAAGGCGCCUCGGCGGCGGUGGAGCUCCACCUGACGGCCAACCACCUGGAGUCCGUGAGGGGGGGCAUGUUCAAAGGCACGGAGGGGCUGCGCAUGCUGAUGCUGAGGAACAACAAGAUCAGCUGCAUCCAUAACGGCAGCUUCACGGGUCUGAGCAACGUCCGGCUGCUCUCGCUCUACGACAACCAGCUGAGCUCCAUCCAGCCCGGAGCCUUCGACACACUACCCAACCUGUCCACACUGAAUCUUCUGGCCAACCCGUUCAGCUGUGACUGUCGCCUCUCGUGGUUCGGGGCGUGGCUUCGCAGCCGGCGCAUCGUGACGGGGAACCCUCGCUGCCAGGGCCCCGCCUUCCUCCGGGAGAUCCCGCUGCAGGACGUGGCGGUCCCCGACUUCCGCUGCCAGGACGGUUCCGUGGUGGACGACGGCAGCUGCGCUGCGGGCCCUCCGUGUCCCGGCCAGUGCACCUGCAUGGACACGGUGGUGCGCUGCAGCAACAAACACCUGCAGGCUCUGCCCAGAGGACUCCCCCGCAACGUCACCGAGCUGUAUCUGGAUGGAAACCAGUUCACCAGUGUUCCUAAGGAGUUGGCCACUUUCAAAUACCUGCAGCUUGUGGAUCUGAGCAACAAUAAAAUCAGCUCCCUGUCGGAUGACUCCUUCUCCAACAUGAGCCAGCUCACCACUCUGAUCCUCAGCUACAACUCUCUGCGCUGCAUCCCUCCUCUGGCCCUGGGAGGCCUGCGCUCUCUGAGGCUGCUCUCUCUCCAUGGCAACGACAUCUCUGAGCUCCAGCGCGGCAUCUUCAGCGACGUCGUCUCCCUGUCUCACCUGGCGAUCGGAGCCAACCCCCUGUACUGUGACUGCCGCCUGCUCUGGCUCUCUGAUUGGGUGAAGAGCGGCUACAAGGAGCCCGGCAUCGCACGCUGCGCCGGGCCGCGCGGCAUGGAGGGCAAGCUGCUGCUCACCACGCCCGCCCACAGCUUCCAGUGUGAGGGUCCGGUAGAGGCCUCUGUUCAGUGCAGCCCAUGUGUGACCUCUCCCUGCCAGAACCACGGUGUGUGUCAAGUCCACGACACGGAGCUGUACACCUGCACCUGCAAGUCCGGCUUCACGGGUAAGCACUGUGAGACUCCGGUGGACGCCUGUGUCAGUAACCCCUGCACCAACGAAGGAAUCUGCAUCAGUGACGAACAGACGAGAGGAUUCAGCUGCGCGUGUGCGUUCGGUUUCCACGGUACCUUCUGCGAGGUGAACGUGGACGACUGUCAGGACCACGGCUGUGAGAACGGCGCCACCUGCGUGGACGACGUGGGCAACUACACCUGCUUGUGUCCCCCGAACUACACAGGUCUGCUUUGUGAGGAAGAGGAGGGGUCGUGUUCUCCAGGUAGAAACCCCUGUCAGCAUCAGUCCACCUGCGUCAGCACUCCGACCGGCUCCAGAUGUGUGUGUAUUCCAGGCUGGGUGGGCCCAGACUGCGGUCUGGAUUACGAUGAAUGCGUCGAUCAUCGCUGUCAGAACGGAGCUCAGUGCGUCGACCAUCUGGACGGCUACAGCUGCGUCUGUGUGCAGGGACACAGUGGCGAUCUGUGUGAGGUGGCCCCUCCCUCCUCGCCGCUCUGUCGGCGCACGCCGUGUCAGAACGGCGCCGCCUGCGCGGAGGAGACGGGCGCGGCGGUCUGCCGCUGUCCGCCCGGCUUCGAGGGUCAGAGCUGCGAGAGGCUGGUCGGCGUCAACUUCGUGGACCGGGAUUCUUACGUCCAGCUCCGAGACGUCAAGAACUGGCCUCAAGCCAACAUCACUCUGCAGGUGUCAACAGCGGAGGAAAACGGCAUCUUGCUCUAUAACGGAGACGACGAGCCAAUCGCUGUUGAGCUCCAUCAGGGUCACGUCAGGGUCACAUACGACCCCGGCAACCAGCCUGCCACCGCCAUCUACAGCACCGAGACGGUGAACGACGGGCAGUUCCACACGGUCGAGCUGGUGACCUCCAACCGGAUGGUGAACCUGUCGGUGGACGGAGGAGAGCCGACCACCCUGGACAGCCAGGGCGGCAGCCGGCCGGGGGCGGGCGACGCGCCGCUGUACGUCGGAGGUAUGCCCGAGGCGGCGAUGGACGGCGCCCUGGGUUCCGCCUCUCAGACCCUCAACGGGUCCAGUUUCCACGGCUGCAUCAGGAACCUCUACAUCAACCACGAGCUGCAGGACUUCACCCGCGGCCACAUGAAGCCGGGGGUGGUGCCGGGCUGCCAGGCCUGCCGCAAGCUCCCCUGUCUGCACGGCGUCUGCCAGCCCGACGCCGCUCAGGGUCCGCUGUGUCACUGCCAGUCGGGAUGGGCGGGACAACACUGUGACCAGCCAAUAGCGGCAGGCCUGACCGGAGCGGACGUCGUCACCGCGGCGACCGGGGUCAACCCGUGCGACGGCAGCAAGUGCGCGAGGGGCGUGUGCGUGGCGCUGGACGCGCAGACGUACCGCUGCGACUGCGCGGAGGGAUACCGCGGCGCGCUGUGCAACCUGCAGGGGGAGCCGGCGGGCUCGUGCCGGCCGGGGGUUCGGUGUCUGCGUGGUCGGUGUCAGGAGACGGAGGACGGGGAGCGCUGCGUCUGUGAGCCGGGAUACACCGGGGAGAGUUGCGACAUAGAGUCCCCGUGUCGAGGUGAGCCGGUGAGAGACUACCACCGCCUGCAGCACGGCGCCGUCCUCUGCCAGACGUCCAAGCCGUUCUCCUGGGUCGAAUGUCGUGGUCGCUGCCAGACGGGAGCCGAGCCGGCCGCCACUUCCUGCUGCGCUCCUCUGAGGGUCCGACGCCGGCGGCUCUCAUUCGAAUGCGACGACGGGACCUCGUUCACGCAGGACGUGGAGAAGCCUGUGGAGUGUGGCUGCAAGGAGUGUGUGUAGUGCUGUGGAUGUAACGGAUGUAACACACACACACACACACACACACACACACACACACACACACCAAGAUAAAGAGGUACACACACUUUAGGGAUUCGCUCACUGAGAAACGGACAUUUUUGUGUUUUUUCAGUAACACAAGACAGCGCUUCCCUCUGGAAACAUGGAGUCAACGAAACCGACCUCCUCCUCCUCCUCUUCCUCCUCCUGCUCCUACUCGUCCUCCUGCUCCUCUUCUUCCUCUUCCUCCUCAUCCUCCUCUUCCUCCUUCUCCUCCUCUUCCUCCUCCUCCUCUGCCCGCUCGAACAUCCACAUCCAACCACGAGCCUCCGUGUUUCUGCAGGUACAAAGUGAAGCCUGGGACUCGUUUUACAAUAUACAGUAUUAUCAUAAAAAUCUGACUUGUUUUCCUGGUGUUUCUAUAACGGCAGCUCUGAGGUCAGUUUGAUGAACGAUAAAAUCUCUCUUUAACGUCCUGUUUGCAGCAGACACACGGCGGAGGGUUUAAGCUUUCAGAGAGAAGAGGCCCCGCCCCUUCUGGCAUAUCGGACUUUUAUUUUUUCAGUUUGAAUUUGUUGCACGUGUGACGUCUGUCAAUUUUAAAAAGAUCGUUCUUCACGUCUGGAAAGUCGCAGUAACAUUUAGUUUUGUGUGAAACCGAUCGUUGCCAACGCGGGAAGAGAAAGAACGAUCAAGACCCCGUUGUUGUUGUUGUUGUUAGCAGAACGCCUUGGGACGUAUUUUUCCCUUAAUGUCUUGUAUUUCUACAUUUUUAUGACAAAAUUUGACUUUCUUGACGUGCAGAAUUAUCGUUUUAAAUUGACAAACAAUCAAAUGUGUACUUCCUGUGUGUUACGCCUGAAGGGGGCGGGGCUUCGUCUCUCUGCAGCUUAUUCUACAUUCGUACAUGACUAACAAAAAAGUUCACUGAAGGAAAAAAAACAUUUAUAUAAACAUGUCGAAGUGUUUUUAGUCGCUUUAGAAAAAGGACUUUAUAGUAAAUAUUUGUUUCACCGCAGACGCAAAUUUACUGUCCGUCCAGUUUGAAUUCAACAACCAAACCUUUUGCUCACAGAUAGAAAUCGUUAUAUUGUAAAAUAAACGCCUCAUUGAGUUUAAGUCUCAAUCCGAAUGUAAAUAAUAAGGUUACCCCGUCACCAGGCGCAGCCCUGGAGGUCAAAAGGUCACCGGGUUCACUCGUGGACCGCAGAGGGGGGCGGGGGGUCAAGACAUUCCCAUAGCUACUCACCAGACGCCCUUUAAUCCCAGUUUAGACUGGCAGGGGGGGAAGUGUGUGUGUGUGUGUGUUUUGCACUUGUAUCCUUGUGGGGACCAGUGUUUUUAGACCUUGAGAAACUUGUCGGAUUCCUGAUUUUACUUUUAUUACUGAUAUAAUACAAGUAUAUAUUCUCAGAGUAUAGUGUUGACAUAUGUAUCAGAUAUUAAAAGAUUUACGAUAAUACAGCCCGGGUUUAGCUGCGAUGGUUCGGGGCCAAGGAACGCAUUGGGGUCCUCACAAGUAUAGAAGUACAGGUGUGUGUGUGUGUGUGUAAUGAGCUUCAUUAUAGGGCGAUGCGGCUUGUUUGUUUCGGAUCAAACGCUUCUUCUCCGUCAGCAGAGCCAGUGAACGCCACACAGAAAAUGUAGCUUUUAUAUACGAUGAAAUGUUAUUUAUAUGGAUGUGAAGCAAAAAAAAAAAAAAGUGACAUUUCGUUUUAACAUGUUUUAAUUGUUUAGUUUUUUAACCUUUUGAGUUUUCCAUAAAAUCUGACGAAUUGUGUCGUGAAUCAGAUUCAAACUAAUGUAGCUUUUAUUAUUAUUAUUAUAACUGCAAUACAUCUACACACAGUAACAGCCUAACAGAUUGUAAUAUAUAUUAUAAGCUUACAAUGCAUUUGAUUUUCAUCAUAGUAUUUUUAUAAGUUGAAGAGGAUGUUGUCACUGUUUCAUCUGUAGAACGUAGAGAAAUAUUUGUUUUCACUUGCCAAAAAAAAAAAAAUGUUACCAAACCAAAACAAUUCCCGGUGGGAAUCUUCACCCAAAAAAAUAAAUCCGAUAUUGUUUGGGUUGUUGUCGUCUCACCUGAAAGCAGACGACCAUUAGUGCUUCUUUUUCCUAUUUAUUUAAAUAAAAGAGCUGUUUCUCCUUCAUUGAUUUCUCCAA